AUGUCAUAUUCUGAUAAUCAAAAUCUUGAAUUAAUCUCAUUGAUAUGGCUUGAUAAUAUGGCUGAUGCUACUCAAGAAAAUCGAGAAAUUCAAGAUAAACUUCGUUCUAUUGUUAAUUAUCUUCGAACAUUUGAUAAUUGUAAACAAUGUGAAGAUUAUAUUCGAAAUAUAAUUAAUGAUAAAUAUGAUAAAAUUAUUUUAAUUGUUAGUGGUAAAUUAGGUCAAGAAAUAAUUGAACAUAUUCAUCAUUUAAAACAAGUCAUAUCAAUAUUUGUUUAUUGUAUUGAUAAAAAUAAAAAUGAAUUAUGGGCUAAGAAAUAUAAAAAGGUCCGAUCUGUUAUUGUUCAAAUAAAUGAUUUAUUCGAACAAAUUGAUCUUGAUCGUAAAAGUGAAGAACAAAAAUUAAAUCAAUCAAUUGAAUUAUUAAUAAAUAAAGAUGAAAUAAUUCCAUUAAUUUUACAAAUUGAUUCAUCAUUAAUUGAUAAAAAAUAUUUAUUAAAUAUUUGUUCAAAAUUCUAUGAAAAUAAUAUAACUGAACUUGAAAAUAUUCGAGAAUUUGAACAUUUAUAUUCAUCAACAAAUUCAUUAGAUUGGUUUUUUAAUGAAACAUUUCUUUAUCGUUUAUUAAUCAAAAGUCUUCAAAUAUUUAAUAUUGAAAUUAUUUUUCUAUUAAGAUUUUUUCUUCAAGAUAUUAAUCAACAAUUAAUUUAUUGUUCAACUGUAUAUGAACGAGUUUAUCAUGGACAAUUAAUGACAAUUGAUCAAAUUAAUUUAAUUAAUCAAUCAAUAAAUGAUAAAUAUAUUAGAUUUAAUUCAUUUAUUAUUGCUAAUAGAAAUAAAGAACAAGUUAUCAAUUCUUUACUAAAUAGUUCAAAUACAAAUGAUUUACAUCGAGUUUUAUUUGAUAUUGAUUCUAAUCAAAUAGGAAAACAAUAUAAAGAAUAUAUUAUAUUUCCAAUCACAACUUAUUUUCGUAUUAUUUCGGUUAAUUUUGAAAAACAAAUUUGGAUUGUCAAAAUAAUUGUUUUUAAUUCUAAUAAAUCUAAUGAAAAUGAAAAUAAAAAUAAAAAUCCUUUUCAAUUAGCUCAUCUUCUUCGGCAUAUUGGUCAAUUAGAUCAAUCAGAAAAAUUAUUUUAUCUUUUAUUAAAUCAAUAUCCAUCAAUGAAUUCUCAAUGUUAUGAUGGACUUGGCAGAAUUGCACAAGAUAAAGGUUUAUAUGAUAUUAGUCUAAAUUUUUAUUUGAAAUCUCUUCAAACAGUUUCAUUAAAAAAUCGUGCUCAUUGUUUAAAUAAUAUUGGAUGUGCUUAUGAUUAUUUAGAACAAUAUGAAUAUGCUCUUCAAUACUAUUCCCAAGCAUUAACAUUAAUGAAAAAUGAUAUUUAUCAAGCAAUGUGUCUUUCCAAUAUGGGUAUAACAUAUGCUAAAAAUGAACAAUAUCAACAAGCACUUGAAUGUUUUCAACAUUCGUUAUCUAUUAGAGAAAAAAGUCUAUCUGAUAAUCAUCCUGAUAUAGGAAUAUCUCAUACAAAUAUUGGUGUUGUUUAUUCAUCUAUUGGUCAAUUAGAUCUUGCACUUAAACAUUUUAAUUUAGCAUUAAAAUCAUUUUCAUCAAAUAAUUCCGAUAUAAAUCAAGCAAUUGUUUAUCAAAAUAUGGCAAAAAUCUUUCAAGAAAAAAAUCAAUUUGAUCAAGCACUUCAGUUUUAUAAAAAUUCCGAAUAUAUUUUUCAAUUAUUUCGACCUGUUAAUCAUCCAAACCUUGUUUAUAUACAACAACAAAUUAAUCAACUAAAACAACAAAAUUAA
Messenger RNA from Rotaria sp. Silwood1, 1803 nucleotides. Lineage: Eukaryota; Metazoa; Rotifera; Eurotatoria; Philodinida; Philodinidae. The record is from the annotation of a GenBank genome assembly.